GAUUAUACUUGAUCUUUCUAUUGACAAAAUUACUAGUCUAUAUGAAUUAACUAUAGCGGAUAUCGCGACAGCCGCUUAACGUUAAUGCGCAAACGUUUCAUUGGCCGUUCUUUCCGGCGGAAUUUGUUCAAACUAUCAAUUGACUUUGUUAUCACGAUCAUGCCGAAAAAAAGAACAACCCGAGUGAAUAGACGGGCGAAGCCUAAAGCUCCAGGUGGAGAUUUACCAGAUAAUCUUGAACUUGAAGACAAACGAAGAAAGCUAAAUGUAUUUCUUCAAGAUUUCGAAAUAGAAGUGAAGAACAGACUACAAGCAUAUGAAAAGGAAAAGGGAAGAUUACAGAAAAUAAUAGAAAAGGAGAUUGAGCUACAGCUGAGUGCACUGCCACAGGAAAUAAGGAAUAUGAAUAUCAUGGAUUUUGUUGCUGCUGGUGGCACAGUGAAAGAUGCCUGGAUGAAACUUGAAGAGAAGAAAGAUCUGGUGACACAGAUGGAGGCAGACAUCCACAGAGAACAUCUCACCCAAGGUUUUACUUCAAGUAAAAAGUUUGCGGGCAAGAAUUCACAAAGAGGUAGAGGUCCUGUGGAAAGAACCAACAUGCCUCCUCCUUCUGCAACACUGUCUUCCCUGAAACAAUCCAGGUUCCGGACUCCAUUGAAUAAAAAUCUGCAGCAUACUGCCUGGGAAACACUGGCAGUCACACCAAAGUUUGACAUCAAUUUACCAUUUACACCAGGCACAGCACGAGCACCACGCAAUGGAGAGAGAUUCAUGUCUUUAGCAGGCAGUCCAAUAGAAAUCAGCACUAACCAAAGAACAGUCAGAGCACAAAAAUACAGCAAAAUCGAGGAAGAAGACAACAUUGAAAGUGCUGUUAGUAAACUAGCAGUUGAAGUACCAGACUUGGCGAAAGCUGACAUCCGCAGGGUUCUAACUCUUUACACAGCUGCUAAGAUGGCUUCUGAAUGAAAAAGAUUUUUGCACACUAUUGAGACAAAUUCUGUGACGUACUAAACCCUCCUUCAGUUCAGUUUAAUACCUCACAACAAUGAACAAAUGUACCCGAGAGAUGACACCUCUGGAUUUACAACACACAGGAGAAAGUGCUUAGGUUCCUGCUGCCUCGGAGUAAUUCUGAAAAUCUACUUUUGCUAUCAUAGUGAGGAAUACUAUAAAAAAGCAUGUCCACUUAUUUCUAUGGGUAGCAAGUCCAUCACAUGGUGUAGCAUUUAAUUCAUUUCUGUACAGACUGUAUUCUCUGAAAACUGGUUUAUUGGUUGUUCUUGUAUCUAUAUUAGAUCACAACAGAGUUGAUUGCAUAUGCCUGAAUGGCACCAUGAAUGAGGUAGAACCAACACUUGUAUUGAAGCCAGCAAAAGUCUGAAAAACAUGAUCGGUGAUCAUAUUUUUCAAGAUAAAAUUUAUUCUCUUAAGAUGUUGGAUUCUUGUUUGCAUGUGAAACUACUGUUCAGGGUGCAUUUUGAUAGAUUGGAAAAACAGUUAUGGAGAAGUAAAUUCAAAACAUCCAAUGCUUUGCAUACAUAAGUAUUCAGCUUACUUUAGUGACUUCAAAAGCUUGUGUUCCUAACAUGGUUCCUAUAGUGAGGGAAUAAUUAGCUGCAUGAUGAAACACCAUGUAAAUAUCUCUUUAAGGACCAGUCAUUUGAUUCAUGUACAUAACAUUUAAACAGGAAAAAAGUUAAUAAAUGGACAAAUUAAAAGGACUGGAUGGAUUUGUUUACUUACUCUAUGGUAUUUAAAUAUGAAUAAAAUAGACAAUAUUUUGU
Molecule: messenger RNA, 1787 nt
Organism: Pomacea canaliculata
Lineage: Eukaryota; Metazoa; Mollusca; Gastropoda; Architaenioglossa; Ampullariidae
Exons: 9
Coding region: 85-969 (294 amino acids)
Biological process (GO): mitotic sister chromatid segregation
Cellular component (GO): spindle midzone; chromosome passenger complex; chromosome, centromeric region
Source: RefSeq, a predicted model, not a curated record